CACAAAGCUCCCAGUCUGCAUGUUCAUGGGUGUGCCGACGAAUGUUUAGGCUGAAGAUUCGCUCUGACUGAAUCUCCGUGCAGAAGUCGAUCAGCCGUCAUGAGUUACGCAGUGUCCACUACAGUUGCAGUGACGGUUGGAGUGGUGCUGGUCUCAACAGCAGGUCUGCUGGGUUAUUAUUACUUUAACAGGAAAAGGAAACCACAGAUUACCCUGAUUAAUCCUUCCGAAAAAUACAAAUUGAGACUAGUAGACAAAGAGAUCAUAAGCCAUGAUACCCGCAGGUUUCGGUUUGCCCUGCCCAGCCCAGAGCAUAUUUUGGGAUUACCAGUAGGCAAGCAUGUUUACCUCUCUGCCAGGAUUGAUGGUAAUUUGAUUGUGCGUCCCUACACACCAGUGUCCAGUGACGAUGACAAAGGAUUCGUUGACAUCGUUGUAAAGAUUUAUUUUAAGAAUGUAAACCCAAAGUUCCCAGAAGGGGGAAAGAUGUCCCAGUACUUGGAGAGUUUGAGGAUCGGAGAUGUGAUUGACUUUAGAGGACCAGGAGGUUUGCUGGAGUACAAGGGCCAAGGUCAGUUCGCUAUACAGGAUGAUAAGAAGACCCCUGCUGAGACUAAAACUGCAACAACGUUGGGUCUUAUAGCUGGAGGAACAGGCAUUACGCCAAUGUUGCAGCUGAUUCGUGACAUCAUUAAAAAUCCAAGUGACACAACGACAUGCAGCCUGCUGUUUGCCAACCAGACUGAGAAAGACAUUCUGCUGAGGGAUGAACUGGAGGAGAUUCAGGCGAGGCAUCCAGAUCGCUUCAAACUCUGGUUCACGGUGGACAGAGCUCCUGCAGAAUGGGAGUACAGUCAGGGCUUCAUUAAUGCUGAGAUGAUUCAGGAGCACCUGCCUCCACCCAGCGAUGACUCUAUGAUCCUCAUGUGCGGUCCACCUCCCAUGAUCCAGUUUGCUUGUAAUCCCAACCUGGACAAACUGGGCUACCGGCAGAGCCAACGCUUCACCUAUUAGACCGUUCUCAAAGCUCAGGGCCCAGACACAAUUUACUCUAAAGAUACUAAAUUGCGCACAAUCGUAUUUAAGCAAAUAUGGCAUUACAAAUCUGAUCAUAUAUAUAGGAAAUAUCCAUUUUAUGGACAGUAUAUAAUAAAUAUUAAAUGCCUAAGUGCUAGUCCGUCCAGGCAUAAUUGGUUCUUCAUAUUAAAAGCCUGUAAUUCUGUAAUACAAUACAGAGAUGGUCUUUUUACUGACUACAGUGGCUUGAUAUGCCUAUAAGCUUAUAAUAAUAUAAUCGAAUUUAAUGCACUUAAAAAGGCACGUGUGUUAAGUCACCUGCUUCCUGAAUAUUAUAAUUAAUGUGCCUGACAUAGCUGGCUUUCAUGUUUGAUGUAUGUAUACAUUGUUAUACAAUGCCUUUGCUGUCACUGGAGUAUUUUUGUAUGCAUGCUACACUCCUUACAUGUUUAUGUUAAAAUGCAAUUCAGUUGUUUCAUAUCAAAUGCACUAAAGAAGAAGAAACAAAGAAGUGCUUAUUAAAGUGUUUUCACUGGCA
Labeo rohita (rohu) is the source of this 1555-nucleotide messenger RNA. RefSeq names its product NADH-cytochrome b5 reductase 3. The record is from RefSeq and is a predicted model, not a curated record. Gene Ontology annotation, cellular component: mitochondrion. The transcript is spliced from 9 exons. The coding region runs from base 100 to 1014 and encodes 304 amino acids. Gene Ontology annotation, molecular function: FAD binding; oxidoreductase activity. Lineage: Eukaryota; Metazoa; Chordata; Actinopteri; Cypriniformes; Cyprinidae.